Molecule: messenger RNA, 474 nt
Organism: Puma concolor (puma)
Lineage: Eukaryota; Metazoa; Chordata; Mammalia; Carnivora; Felidae
Source: RefSeq, a predicted model, not a curated record
AUGGGGAAAAGAAUACGUGAUGAGGAAGAGACAGAUUACAGGAUAAGAUCUGUGGACAUAAAGUCGUAUGCAGAACGGUUUCAUGGGGAAGGAUAUCAGGAAGGCUACGAAGAAGGCAGUAGCUUGGGUAUAAUUGAAGGAAGACGGUACGGCACGUUACACGGAGCCAAAAUUGGGUCCGAGGCCGCAUGGCGCUGGGGUCAGGGUAUCAGCCAGGCCUACAGCCACGUGAAGGCUCGACUGGGGCCGGGAGCCCCCCCCUUCCAGGAUGGCUCGCUCACACCGCUCAAAAAGAUGAAGGCCUUAGAAUCGUUGAUUGGAAUGAUUCAGAAGUUCCCUUACGAUGACCCUACCUAUGAUAAACUUCACGAAGACUUAGACAGAAUCAGAGGGAAAUUCAAACAGCUUUGUUCACUACUGAAUGUUCAGCCGGACUUUAAAAUUAGUGCGGAAGGUUCUGGACUUUCAUUUUGA